Cercospora beticola is the source of this 2529-nucleotide messenger RNA. RefSeq lists its product as uncharacterized. The record is from RefSeq and is a predicted model, not a curated record. Lineage: Eukaryota; Fungi; Ascomycota; Dothideomycetes; Mycosphaerellales; Mycosphaerellaceae.
CACUUCCGAGUUUGCACGUGCACAUGACUCUUGGCCUCAAGUAAGUAACUGGCUGACUCCACUUCUAUCACCCCCUUUCGAGACUCUAUUAGGAGCAACGAUUUUUCCAACAUCGACAUCAAUACCGCUUUUGCACAUCAAUUCUUCGACCAGCAUCCUGCGACUCGAUCGAACGAUCACAGCAACUCCUUACCCACGACAUUCAUCCCAGCCAGCACUCAUGGGAGGACCCCGAAUUCCGAAAUGCGACGAGUGUAGGCGUAGGAAGAAACGUUGUACGCAUAUGGGAGAUCAGACCGCGGCCCAAUCUCUUGAAGUCUCCUCUGCAGCUGCACCUAAGCAGUCACUCAUUGUGAAGCUGCCCAUUGCUGUUCGUUCGAGACCAGGAAAUGCUGCACACCUCGACAUGGUGAAGACGGUGCGUCCACCAGACCCUUCGACGCACCUCAGUAGCCAUGUAUUGGGCCCUCCUCCGCUCACUCUGCCCACUUUGAAAUUGGUCAACCCCUUCUUCAGAGCUAAUGCUACGCCAACGCAAAGUCAAACGGCUGCAGCGACGCAGCUAGCCGCUCGGGAGAGCUCUGGUACUGGGGUUGGUGAUCUUGACGUGGUGAUGCAAGAUGUCGGGGUCUCUCCACAGGAAGCAAAGGCUAGUUCACAGGUCCAGGAUGCACCACUUGCAGACUCAACACCAAACUCCCAGGCAGCUACAGGCACGCCGGGCCCAAGUAAUAGGUCUCAACCCAAGCGAGAAGUGAAGCAGAGGGUCAUCAAUGCAAAUUUGAUCUCUGAAUCUGGACCCACUUCAACACCGACAAACGCCGUGGACUGGACUAUCACAGCGCCCCAGGAAGACGCAGAACGCUUGAACCAUACUCAUCCGGAAGGUGCAACCGAAGCUGGUCCAAGAUUCACUUGUGGUGUCUGCCACAAAGAGAUAAGAUCACCACUCUGGCAGGCAUGCACGACAUGUACACAGGUUGACUUUCACAAAGGCUGUAUCCACGAAGGCCGCAGAAUGCACCAUCUCGACUUUCCUGGCCAUAGAUUCCACCAAGUCACACGAGAAACUGCAGAACACGAGGAAAAUGUUGACGAGCUCAUUGGUGAAGAGAGUCCGGUAAGACCUUUGAGGAGGGACUCAACCAGCGACUACGAUUGUGACGAGUGUGAUCAACGAAUUGCAGGUCUGCGGCACUUUUGCAGUACGUGCAAGGAAGUCGACUUCUGCGAUGACCACUUCAUUGCCGGCAUGAAAAAACACCACGCUGAACAUCCUGGGCAUAUCUUUGAUCAUCAGCCAUCCUCCACUGUCAAAGGUGGCGCAGUCGACUCCAAGGCAGCUACCCCGAACGCUCAUGCAGGAGCGUUUGCUCAAGAUGAGCGCACUCGCAGAAGCGACACGCCCAUGGCAGGGAGUGCUGAUCAUGAAAAUAAUCUCUUCUGGUCGAAUGGCAAGCCGCAACCAGGUGCCUUCACGCAGUCGCUCAUUGACGCUGGGCGCAGCGGAUCAGCUUCACUCGAUCCAAAAACUGAAUUACCAAGCUCAAGUCGAACGGGAGGCAAGACAGACACCAUGACGGCACCGCCUCAGACACCGCGAGCUGCCUCGCGUGCUACUCCUCAGGGCAAGUACAGUUCGUUCGGACACGGCGAGCAAGGAGGUGCGGCGCGUACCAUGAGGACCUCGGGUCGUGCACGUAUCAACGAAUUGCCAUCAUCAGCACGGGAAAAGACUCCGCAAAAGAAGUACAAUGCCGCGCAUUUCUCUGCUAUCACGGAGCAGUUAGCGAGAGGCGUCUCACUUUCUUCGACACAGCCGAAGACAUAUCCUGCAGAACGCACCACUAUCGACGUGUUUGCUGAGAAGUGGCUUCGUCGCCUUCACAGCUACGUCAGAACCUGGUCUGAGACGUCUUCUGCCGUGCACGCUACGAACGGUCUACAGCUGCUAUCCGACUUCCAAGUAGAUGCGGCACUCAACGAGCUUCUGCCGACGCACUUUCCGGAUAUCACAGGGGUGGUGAACGUGCUCCGGAAUAGGGACUACCUUUUCACAAACCCAUUCCUUGCGGCAGCGAAGGCAAAGGAGCUUGCUCGGAUGAGUGUUGGGCUUUGGAAGCGGGUGCGAUAUUACAAGGGGGUGGUGGGCGGAUUGAGCCUGAGCACUCUGAGUAUUGCGCAGCUGCAGGAGAUUGAUGCGUUAUUGGGGAGGGCGGAGCGGCUGGGAAUGGCGUGAGAGAUGAAGGGGGAAUUCUGUCGUGCGCUGGAGAUUCACGCCUGAGCUUUCAGUCGUCAAGAGAAUGCAAAGCAGCUGGUACGUUCGAGCUGCGCAUCGUGACAAUUUCCUCGACAAGCACUAGGGAAUCCGCGUACUACCACCGCGAGCCGAUUCUGCGCGGCGCAUUGACCAGCAUUGAAUUGAAGCCGUGAGAUUUGAAGAUUCUAGCAAACGGUCGUCGUGUGUCGCGUUUCCGAAUGUUCUUCUCGCUUCCGCCGCGGGUUCAGGUUCUCACCGCAAACCAUCGC